Molecule: messenger RNA, 3027 nt
Organism: Micropterus salmoides (largemouth bass)
Lineage: Eukaryota; Metazoa; Chordata; Actinopteri; Centrarchiformes; Centrarchidae
Gene: tbx6
Product: T-box transcription factor 6
Exons: 8
Coding region: 455-2815 (786 amino acids)
Biological process (GO): cell fate specification; regulation of transcription by RNA polymerase II; positive regulation of DNA-templated transcription
Cellular component (GO): nucleus
Molecular function (GO): DNA-binding transcription factor activity, RNA polymerase II-specific; RNA polymerase II cis-regulatory region sequence-specific DNA binding
Source: RefSeq, a predicted model, not a curated record
UAAAGGUACUUAACUCUAACAUAAAAAAACACAAAUAACAUAACUUUUCCUACCAGACACUAAAGGAAACCCUAUAUUUGAGUGUUUGUGUUUGUGCAGCAGGGACAGAAGGGAAGAUGAGGGAAUAGUGAGGAGAGACAGGGAGGGAAAUGAAGAGCAGUGUGAACAAAAAGGGGGCCAUUUGGCCUUAUGUGUGAAACUCCACACACCUAUUUAAUAGAGCAAGUCACAGCUGUGGGCACAUUUAGAAAAGAACAGCAGAGGGAUAAGAACAGAAAUACAGGCAAGAAAGAACAGAACACUUUAAGACAAAGUCUCCUGUAAAGCAGAAUAUUGAUAUCACCUAGUUACCUAAAUCUGUACAAGGAAACAGAGGAGGAGACAAACAGAGUUGAGGAGGGAAAUGUUCCUUUGUAGCAGGUGAAGAGGGCGAGCAAAGGGACAAACAAGGACAAUGCUGAGCAUGGAGAUGUACCCCAGUUUGACUAUGGGACCACAAAGGAUUGGAGACUGCUUUUACAGAGACCGACAGGCUCCAGCCCACAUGCCGUUGUUCCCCACUGCCUGUGACAUGGCGGCCAAAGCCCUGCCACCGAGGGUGCUGGCCCCUCCCCCUGUCCCCAACGAGCCUGCCACCAAAACCCCAAAAGAUGAGGUGAGGAUGGAGCUGGAGAACGCGUCUUUAUGGAAACAGUUCAGCUCGGUGGGCACAGAGAUGAUCAUCACAAAGAAGGGCAGACGAAUGUUCCCCGGGCUGAGGUUGAAGCUCUCAGGCCUGAACCCAUCUCUCCGUUACAUCCUCCUCCUGGACAUCAUCCCGGCAGACAACUCCCGUUACCGUUUCCAAGGGGGUGGCUGGCAGGCUGUUGGCGGGGCAGAAGCGAGGCUACCAGACCGCGUUUUCAUCCACCCAGACUCACCUGCCACGGGCUCUCACUGGCAGGGCCGCACCAUCUCCUUUCACUACGCCAAGCUCACCAACAACACACUGGACACACAGGGACAUAUAAUCCUGCACUCGCUGCAUCGCUACCAGCCCAGACUUCAUGUAAUUGAAGCCAGAGACAUGCUGAGGUGGGGCGGAGGGCAGCACUCCUUCGUUUUCCCUGAGACCCAGUUUAUCACAGUCACUGCCUACCAGAACAACAAGAUCACAGAGCUAAAGAUCAAUUCCAACCCCUUUGCUAAAGGCUUCCGAGAGGACGGCAUGAACAGCAAAAAACAAAGAGAUGCAAGACAGAAGCGCAAAAUACCUGACUUGACAGAAACCUUGGAUAUCGUGAACUGUGACCCAUGCGACUCUACUGAGCUUCUGCCGCAACCCAUAACCACCACUACCACCAGCACAGACCUGCAGGCCCUCGCUCUGGCCUCUAUGCCACCACUGCCUGACCCCUCCUGCGGGUUCAGACCAGAGGAGGCCUCCUAUCAGGACACGCUGGUCCCGCAGCAUGCGCUAGACCUCGGCCAUGCAUUCAUAGCAUCCCAGAUGUCUGAUAUCAGCAUCUCCAUGGCUGGUGGGAUGCAGGAAAGAGUGGGAGGCGAGGUGGCAAAUAGUAUGAUUGAACGAUCAGACACUACAGCUUACACCUCCAACUUCACUGAUGCUCAGGCCAACUCCUGUUUCCCCUCAGCUCCUCUUCCUCCAUCAUCCUCCUCCUUCUCCUCCCUUCCCACCCCCGACUCUUCCGAUAUUUCCGAUCCUCAGCCCUCCAUCCCUCCUAUCGACUAUCCCACCAUUCUUUCCUCCUCCCCCACGCUCUCCUCCUCUUCCUCCUCCACCACUCCCUUACUGCAGCAGACCUCCUUCACCUUCCCCACUCCGCCUCCUUCUAACUCCUCCUCACCACAGCCACUCCUGUCCUCCUCUUCCCCCUCUGCUAACACUUAUCACACCAUCCCAGAGGCAAUCAGCCCCCAUACACCCACAGAUGCCUCUUUUCCUGCCCUAGAUUCCACAUUUCAGUCAGGUCUGCAGGACCAAAUAUCAGCUGACUCUCUGCUCACCCAACCUGGUCAGCCGAUGCAGGGUGAACCUGUUGCCAGCGGAAAUGAUGCGCCCAGCGAUCAAAGCUCAGCAGCAUUUAUCUAUCCAAAUAACUUUCAUGCAAAUCCUAAUCCUGCUCCAAUUACCACACAGCCUCUCCCCAACAAAAACCACCCACUGGCUUCAAGUCUGCCAUACUCUCUACCCACUCAUGGUGCCCCCUCAUCUUUUGCCUUCCCCUCUUUCCCACCACACAUGCAAAAUCUGUCAUUUGCGAAUGUGCCUCCCAGCUCUGCCCACCCUGCCCUGCACCUCCAAAACCUGAGCCACCAAUCCCAAGCUCCUUUCCCACCCUCCUCCUUCGCUCAUCCAUCAUCCUCCAUUCCUCACCCUCCUUUCCAACCCUCCUCUUGCUUGGCUGUCUCCUCGUCUUUCCAGCAGUCUGUCACCUCUGCUCCUUCAAUGACACAAACAGCCCAUCCUCAAAACCUGCCCAAUCCCCGUACUUCCUCCUGCCCCUCCUCUUACCCUCCAGUUGAAAUGGGUGCCAUCCCACAGUUCAAUCAAGCAUCCCCCUACCGCCCAGAGAUGGUUCUGCACCACCCGUCUCUUCUCCCUCCGCUGGAUCCAUCACUCCCCUCCAGUCUUCCCUCCUCCACCCCUCCCCCAGCCCUCUACCCCGCCUUUCCGUCCUACUCUCUCAGGCUUUGUCAGGACCCUCACUCACCGCUCUCCAUCCCGUUCAGGCAUCUGUACCGGCAACACCAGCAUGGCCACGCCCACCCCCAAGGGUCCUACCUGGAUAUGAGCACAAGAGCUGUGUUUUAAAACAUAGGAAAGUUAAUGUUGACUAAAUGUUUUGGCUUGAUAGCGCUUUUAGUUUUUUUCAUCAAUGUGUAGCAUUACUUUAAGUAGCAUAACGUGUGUGACUUUGUGUGUGUGUGUGUGUGUGUGUGUGUGUGUGUGUGUAUGUCUUCCCAAUAAUUCAGCUGAUAAACAGGUUAAUGAAUUUUAACCAAUUUGUAAAUAGCUGUUGAAGA